AUGACAAUUUUUUUGGGGGUAACACAUGCAGUAUUUGAGUUGUGUGUUCGGGAAGAAAGUAUAAAGCUGUUGGCCAAAGACCUAGCGCCUCUUCAAGAUGUUGGUCCCCAGAAAUGUCUAGCUUUUAGUACUGAUGGUUCUAAGUUUGCCUCAGGUGGUGAGGAUGGGUGUCUUAGGAUUUUUGAAUGGCCAAGCCUGCGCAUAAUUUUAGAUGAGCCAAGAGGGCACAAGUCUUUCCGAGAUCUGGAUAUUAGCCUGGACUCAGAGUACCUUGCUUCAACAUCAAAAUAUGGUUCUGCACGAAUAUGGAGUACCAGUGAUGGUGUUCCCUUGGCAUCUUUGACUCGUAGCUUGGAUGAGAAGAUUGAAUGUUGUCGCUUUUCCAGGGAUGGGACCAAGCCGUUCUUAUUUUGCACUGUCCAAAAGGGUGAUAAAGCGGUUAUUGCAGUUUGGGAUAUUAGCACUUGGAAUCGAAUUGGGCAUAAAAAGCUACCUAGAAAGUCUGUUUCUGUCCUGUCCAUCAGCUUGGAUGGAAAAUAUCUUGGACUGUAA
Telopea speciosissima is the source of this 552-nucleotide messenger RNA. RefSeq names its product SEC12-like protein 1. The coding region runs from base 1 to 552 and encodes 183 amino acids. The transcript has 5 exons. Lineage: Eukaryota; Viridiplantae; Streptophyta; Magnoliopsida; Proteales; Proteaceae. Gene Ontology annotation, cellular component: endoplasmic reticulum membrane. Gene Ontology annotation, biological process: protein secretion. The record is from RefSeq and is a predicted model, not a curated record. Gene Ontology annotation, molecular function: GTPase activator activity; guanyl-nucleotide exchange factor activity; protein binding.